Molecule: messenger RNA, 441 nt
Organism: Danio rerio (zebrafish)
Lineage: Eukaryota; Metazoa; Chordata; Actinopteri; Cypriniformes; Danionidae
Source: RefSeq, a predicted model, not a curated record
AAGAGCAAACACAGCUGUGCAUCUACUCAGUUCUUCUCAGCUCCACUUCAGUCAAGAAUGAUGAAGGUUCUGCUGUUGGCUCUUGUUCUCGCUCUUGUGUUUGCUGAUGGCUCUGCCCUGAAAUGCUACAACUGCGUCCCGAGCGUCCCCGGAGGAUCCUGUGUGACCAAAGAGGAGACGUGUGGAUAUAAGAAAGAUACUUGUGUGUCUGCCAGAUUCACCAGUCCUCCCUUUGGCUACUUCCGGAGAUGCAUUAGCAUGGCGGAUUGCAUGAUUCUUCAGUCCAGUACCUCGAUUAAGGCCAAGUGCUGUCAGACUGACCUGUGCAAUACACCCAUCAUUUAAAAUUAAAUACAAAAAUUAUGCAAACUGGUGGAAUUUAAAGGAAAUGUUCACCCAAAAACUAAAAAUUCUGUCAUCAUUUACUCACCCUUCACUUAU